Eimeria acervulina is the source of this 3333-nucleotide messenger RNA. RefSeq names its product troponin C, putative. The coding region runs from base 1 to 3333 and encodes 1110 amino acids. NCBI's taxonomy places the organism in Eukaryota, Apicomplexa, Conoidasida, Eucoccidiorida, Eimeriidae. The transcript has 3 exons. The record is from RefSeq and is a predicted model, not a curated record.
AUGAAUGAGGGGCCCCCAGAUGCGGAGAAGGCCUCAAGGCAGACGGCCUUAAGUAAGGCGCUCCCUCAGCUGCAGAGUGGUGGGCUGUCUCCUUGCAUGCGGCUGCUGCAGCGGGUACUCAACGUAAAAGGAGACACCCACAGUAAAGAAUUUCCAGAACAGCAGCAGCAGCAGCAGCAACAGCAGCAGCAGCAGCAACAGCAGCAGCAACAGCAGCAGCAGCAGCUGUAUUCUGAAAGCAGCACCAGCCCCCCAGGCCCCAAACCAGAUCCUUCGCGUGGAGGAGAGGACAGCAGCAGCAACAGCAGCAGCAACAGCAGGUGGCUGCCAGUGAGGGAGGGAAGCAAAAGAGCUGCUGCUGUCUCGUCAAUCGUCUCCCCUUGGUCCCUGCCGAACCCUCAAGAGGCACAGCAGCCAUCUGCUGCUGCUGCUGCUGCUGCUGCUGAGCGGCUGCUGCUGGAGACAGAAAGCCACGGGCGGCUGCUGUCCUCUUUGCUCCCAGCAGCAGCCUUUCCUGGGGUAGAAGCAAAUAGAAGAACAGGCACAGCAGCAGCAGCAGCUGCUGCUGCAGCAGCAGCAGCAGCAGAGGAAGCUGUCGCUUCUUUAGGGAACGGGGGCCUCACCUUGUGGGGCUUAGAAAGAAGACUCGAAAGCAGCAGCAGCAACAAGAGCAGCAACAGCAGCAACAGCAGCUACGGCAGCCCCAGAGAAGACUGCAGCGGCCAAAUGGCAGAGGCUUACUACUUCCUCUCAGAUGACGUACAACAGCAGCAGCAGCAGCAAGAGCAGCAGCAGCAGCAGCAAGAGCAGCAAGAGCAGCAGCAGCAGCACGAGCGGCAACAAGGAUACCGGUUAGAGCGGGAACUACAGAGCAGCAGCACUCAGGAGUUUGGCGCUGUUGCCAGCCACAGGAGUAGCAGUAGCAGCAGCAGCAGCAGCAGCAGCAGCAGCAACGCCAGCGCCCUCAGCAGCAGCAGCAGUACCAACAACAGCAGCAGCAGUCGCCAGUGGGGCUUUCUGUGGCUGAGGCGGCUGCUGCGCUCUUCUGCUGCUCUGCUGCCCCCCGGUUUGUAUGGAGGGGGCCCCUCCUUGGGGUCUCCAGCGGUGCUGCACGAAGCAGCUACGCCUUCAAUAGCAGCAGCAGCAACGGCCGCUGCAGCAGCAGCAGCAGCAACUGCAGCAGCAGCAGCUGCAACAGCAGCAGCAGCAGGAAAAAAGACAGAGACGACAUCAACUGAGCCAGCAGCAGCACACUCGGAAGGCUGCAAUGAGGGGGCGGAGGGGCCCCCCACUGUCUCUGAGCCCAACUCCCAGCCACAGGAGACAACUGCUGCUGAAACUGCUGCUGCUGCUGCUGCUGCUGCUACUGUUGCUUCUUUAGAGCUAGCAGCAGAAGAGGGGUCCUCAAAUGCAGCAGCAGCAGCUGCUGCUGCUGCAGCCGCUGCUGCAGCAGGAGCUGCCGAGGCCUCCGACGACGAAUUCCAAGACAGCUGCUGCGUAGGCUUUCCUUUUCUGCAAGCCCCUUACAGCAACAACAGCAGCAGCAGCAGCAGUCUGUGCCGCUGCUGUUGCCGCAGCAGCAGCAGCUGCUGCUGCUGCUUCUCUGCAGAGGAAGCGGAGUGGAGUGACCAGUGGAGUCGAGCAGCCAAAUGGGCUCGGGAGGGAGGUGCUGCUGCACUAGAGAGAGAUUUGCUGCUGCUUGCUGCUGAACUUCUUAAGGUUGCUGCUGCUGUUGCUGGGGCUGCUGCGGCGCAACACCGACGCGCGCUGCUAGCCUUCCUCAGAAGCCAGCAACAAACGGAGCGCAGCGGGAAGCAGCAGCAGCAGCGGCAGCAGCAGCAGCAGCAGCAGCAGCAGCAGCAGCAGCGCAUGCGUCACCUGAAAGCACGUUCUCUUGCAGCUGCAGCAGCAAAACUCGCCCUUGAGGCGCUCGCCCGCACUGAGAAAUCCCGUUGGUUGGCAACAGACCUACUGGAGGAGCUCGCAUGCCGCAUUGUCUUCCGGUCUGGUUUGCUUCUGGCCCGAUGGUGCCUCGAACUCUGCAAGGCCAAGGAGACAGAGAUGAAGGCAAUAUCUGCUGUCUUCCCUCCUCCGCUGCUGCUACCACCGCUACCACCGCAGCAAGCGGACCGCGAGUCGUUGCUGCUGCUGUACACGCAGCAGCAGAAGGAGAGGCAGCAGGAGCAGGAGCAGCAGCAGCAGCAGCAGCAGCAGCAGCAGCAAGCUGCAAGAGGACAGGAUCUGCUUCAGUCAAGAGAAUUUCAGGGGGCCCCUGGGGCCCCUUGGAAGCUGCAGGUAAUGCACAAAGAUCCAUAUAAUGAUCUGCUGCUGCAACAGGCUGCACGAGGAAGCAGCAGCAGCUGCUGCUGCCAAUACUGCGCUGCUGCUGACGGCGUCCUCCCCGGAGGAUUUGAGCCCCUAGCGGGAGCUUCCCCUGCCGGCUGCAGCAGCAGCAGCAGCAGCAGCAGCAGCUGGCAGGAGAGGGGUUCUUUUAAUAAGCCACCGCCCACUGAGGUCCUUGUAGGCAGCUUCGUUAUUGACAGGGCGGAGGCGCUGCUGUCGUUGGUUGCGCAGCAGCUUUCUGCUGCUGCUGCUGCUGCUGCUGAAGGGAACAUGGCAGACGAAGAUGCGUGCAGCAGCAGCAGCAGCAGCAGCAUCAGACAAUUGACACAGGGAGACUCACAGGAUGUGCGGGGGGUCCAGGGACCAGUAGUUAAUGCUGAAGCAGCACCCCAUACCUCAGCAGCAGCAGCAGCAGCAGCUGCAGCAGCAGCAGCAGCAGCAGCUGCAGCAGCAGCAACAGUAGGGGAUGCUGCAGCAGAGGCAACACCCAAUGCACCGUGCUGUCUGAGGAAGGAGGCCUUGGCGGUCACAGACACGGGAGAAAGUGUAGCUGCCGCAGCAGCACCUGCAGCAGCAGCAGCAGCAGCAGAGCCGGGGGAAGGCCCUCCAUCAGCAGCAGCAGAGAAGACAGGAACAGCAGGAGUAGCAGCAGCAGAGGCUGCAGCACAAACAGCAGCAGCAGCGGAGGAGACAGGCGAAGCAGCAUCCGCAGCAGCAGAUGAAGCAGCACAAACAGCAGCAGCAGCAACAGGAGCAGCAGCAAGCCCUGAGGCAGAAUCUGUAUGGACAGCAGCAGAGGAAGCAGCAGCUGCAGCAGGUUUGUGCCGAGGCCUUCAUAUGCGCCUUGAAGCAUCGCGUUUGCUGCUGGAGUUUGUUGAAGAAACUCCGGUGUACAGACACCUCUCACUCAAAGUAACUGAGCUAAAGAGAUGGCAGCAGGAACUGCUGCUGGCUUGGAGACAAGUGAGGGGGAAGCAGCAGCUGCAGUAG